AUGGCAGCAGUCCCGUUCCAAGCUGGGCUGCAUUCGCCGCACCUCUGUGGGCCGUAUGCGGCCACAGUGGUGGGGCCAGAGGUCAAAGAUGCUUCACCAACCGGAUUGCAGGUCUACUGCGACUUGGAUGGGGUUUUGGCGGACUUCAACAAAGGCUGCUUGGAACUCUUCCCUGAGGGAGGCAUCAUCGCUGAGAAGAUUCCCACCCAUUUGGUUACGAAACUCACCUGGGAGGAGGAGACUGAGAUGUGGAGACGAGUGGAGGAGACCAGUGGAGACCUGCCGGCAGUGAAUGGAGAGAAGUCGGACUUCUUCCUCUCUUUGGACUGGACCUCGGAUGGCGAGGAACUCUGGCGCUGGAUCGAUUGGAACGUGGUGCCCUCCCCAGCCAUCUUGACCGGUUUGCCGAUGGGACGUGCGGGACAGAUGGCUUCCAAGCAGAAGGACGGCGAGAGUAACAAGCAGAAGUUCAGCGGCCCCAACUGCAUCUUGAUCGAUGACCGCGGUGACUUGCGAGAAGCCUGGGAGGCACGAGGUGGGCUCUUCAUUCAUCAUACCUCCGCCGCCGAGAGCAUCCGCCAGCUGCGCGAAGCCUUGAACGCCUUCCAUCGAAGCGAUCGGAGCCGGCCGGGCGAGGAGAAGAGCCCCCGGAGCGUCUCCACCGUCGCAACGUCCUCACCGAGCACACUUGGUGCUCCUUUGCAACUGACCAGCGUUUGUUGGGCUGCGCAGACACCGGCAGGGUGCUUCAAAAAGAACUGCCGAUAUCUCCAUGUGCCAAUCUCGCAACGGCAUCGAACUUUGACAUUUGUCGGCCAAAGCUACAAGCUGCAAGGUAUCCGUGCAGUAUAUGCCCCAGAUCACCAGGCUGCCUUCAAAGGUCAAAAUGAUCAGAUGGACGAGCAGUCACAGGGAGCUUUCCGCAAGAUGCUGGAAACCCUUCGAGAGUGCUGUGAAUUGGGAUUGCCGCUGACCUUUCUACAAGAUCACCAAGGCACCCAGUCUACCCAGGGCACCCUGAUGGCUCCGUCACCUUUGCCACCACUUCCUUGGCAAGUGAAACAAGUGCACGAGAAGAUGACAGAGGUGGCCCGGUUCCUCAGCAUAUGA
Messenger RNA from Durusdinium trenchii, 1110 nucleotides. Lineage: Eukaryota; Dinophyceae; Suessiales; Symbiodiniaceae. The record is from the annotation of a GenBank genome assembly.